Molecule: messenger RNA, 1796 nt
Organism: Rhagoletis zephyria (snowberry fruit fly)
Lineage: Eukaryota; Metazoa; Arthropoda; Insecta; Diptera; Tephritidae
Product: leucine-rich repeat-containing protein 57
Cellular component (GO): cytoplasm
Molecular function (GO): protein binding
Source: RefSeq, a predicted model, not a curated record
UGCUCUACUGCCAACGUGAGCUAAGUGAUACGGGUCUUUGAGUAAAGCAAUUUUCACAUUCGCUAACACACCUGUGCGAGCAGUUGAAGUCGGCGCGUGUGCUAAUCGCUAAAAUAAAAUACAAAUAUUAAAUUUAAGUGAUUGUUAAUUAAAAAUAAAGUGUCCGGAUAUAAUUAUAGGCACCCUACAAGUUUUUUUCGAUUAGCAAAAAUGUAGAGGAGCAAUAAAAGUAAAAUGACAAACUCAAGAGAGACACAUGUAGCUAAAUAUUAAAGUCUAUAACACACGACUUUCAUUUACACAUUUUUUACACAAGCAUGCACUUGUGAAUAUCGUGCGACAAUUUUACAAAAAUUUAUAAAAAAUCAUAAAAAUGCUGACGCGUGCGAUUGCAAUAAUAUUCGUUCGACAGCAAAUCGCAAGCAAAAAUACUUAAAAAAAUAUAUCAAGCGCUUCCAAUUGAGUUGUGAAAAAUGAAAAGGUGAAAAAACAACAAAUUUGUUUGAAAGCCAACAAACGCUAAUAGAAAUAGCAACCUAUUAUUUACAUAAUCGAAAUCUGUAUGGAAAAUAAAUAAAUUUUGUAGUGUUAUUUUUCGCAUAUCGCGUCUAUUAAUUAUUGUUAUUCAACAAUCAUCAUGAAUAUGAUAUAUCAGUUCUUUCGUCACAAUCACGUCUUGGCCAUAUGCGAGGAUGCCAUUGACAACAAAUCGUUUACGUUAAAUUUAUCACGUUUCGAGAUGCCUGAAGUUCCUGACUUGGUGGAAAAGUGCCCCAUAUUGCUGAAGCUCUUCCUCAACCACAAUCACUUGACAAAGUUGCCAUCCAUUGUUGCCAAUUUGUCACGCCUGCAGGUGCUAACGUUGGACUACAAUCGUCUUGAUGCUUUCCCCAUGGUUAUUUGCCAGCUGACAAACCUGCGCGUACUUAAUCUUAGUUGUAAUGAAAUAGACAAACUGCCACCGGAAAUCGGUCAUCUUACACAACUCGAAACAUUUUGGUGCAAUAAUACGGGCCUACUAGAAAUUCCAGACGAGAUUGGCAAUUGUACUAGACUCGAGACAAUGGGCGCACGUGGCAAUAAACUGAAACAACUACCAAACAGUAUAGGUCAGCUGACGAAUCUGCGUUGGCUGACAUUUGAAUCGAAUGAACUGACUGAGGUUCCCGCCACAAUGGAUGGGUUCGUGAAGUUGGUACAUUUGAAUUUCAAGAAUAAUUACCUCACCAGCGUACCGGCUUGCCUGCGACACAUGCGUAAGCUGCAAUAUGUUUUACUGAAUAACAAUCGCAUAGAAACAAUGCCGGCUGCGGAAGAUCUCUUCAAUACACGAUUUGUGCGCGUGCUCAACCUCAGCGAAAAUCCAAUUUGCGAUGAGGAAGAAGCACGACGACAACUGAGGGAGCAUUUGCAUGUACAGUGUGAAGAGCGACUGGACGCUGCAGAGCAGCAACGCUUAGCAAUGCGUGGCAGCGAGCUGAGUGAGGACGAUGAUGACGAAGAGGGUGAUGCAAACUCUGAUUGGGAGAAUAGUAUAGAGACUAGUGAUUUAGACACAACAGAUGAGAGUGGACCAGAAAAUGACUUAGAGGAUAUUUCCAUGCUAAUACCAGAGCUUUCGCGAUACAUAACCAACUUUACUUGAAUACUCCCAGUUCGGACUUGAGCUCAAAUUUCGUCUUGCUUUAUGCUUAUAUGUAUUUUUGAAUAUCUAUCUAUACUUGCAUAAACAUAUUUAAUUAAACUAAUUGUUGGUAUUGAAAUUAUGUGAUAACUUCCAAAUUUUAAAAAUUAUA